UGCGCCAGUCACGUAGAAUUGUUAUUGUCACGUGACAGCUGAUCCAACGCUAUGUAAACUUUUGCCUAACCAUGGGAGUAACUAGCUAGCUAGUAUAGAAAUGAUGAAAUAUUAAGAAACACUCUACUGACGUGUGACUAAGAUGUAGCUGUACAAGUCCAGUUGAAUCCGCAUGUGAGCGUUAAACCAUUUAAAGCGGACUCGCAAUAACUGUUACUGACGGGGUUAAAACGCCUAUGUUAAAGUAAGCCUUAGCAUUAGCAUUAGCAUUAGCCAAAGCCUCACUGAGGAAGAGGUGUGCAGACUUCCCGACAACCGACUGAACUCGCAGUAAGCUCUCUUCAGUAUGCGGAACCGACCGAGGGGAUCCCAUCUGGGCUUGAUGCUCCUGGCCUCCCAGCUGUUCCAGAUGGGUCUAGACAACAUCCCCCCAGUCACCCUGGCUGUCCUGGGACUCAACGUGUACCUUUACCUGUUCCCUGCAGCUCCACUCAUGCAGGCCUGCGUGAGCGUCCAGCAGGCAUACUGGUUAAAAGACUGGCGCCGCCUUCUGCUGGCGCCGCUGCACCAUGUCGAUGAUUGGCAUCUCUACUUCAACAUGGUGUCCUUCCUCUGGAAAGGUACCAAGCUGGAGCGCCAGCUGGGCGGCCGCUGGUUCCUCUACCUGCUGUCAGUCUUCUCUCUGCUCACCGGAGUGGUCUAUCUGCUGUUGGAGGCAGGUUUAACAGAGCUCACCCAGGACCAGUCCUACAGCAUGGCCUGUGCUGUUGGCUUCUCAGGUGUCCUGUUCGCUCUGAAGGUGCUCAGUAACCAUUACCACCCUGGAGGUGUCACCUAUGUGAUGGGGUUCCCUGUGUCUAAUCGCUAUGUCAGCUGGGUGGAGCUAGUGCUGAUCCACAUUACAUCACCUGGGUCUUCUUUGAUUGGUCACCUGGCAGGUAUCCUGGUGGGUCUGCUCUACACUGCUGGACCACUGAAGGCCGUCAUGAAGAAAUGUGCAGGGUUAGUGACAUCGAACGGAUAUAACUUCCAGCCCAGUAUGUACUACAACUCUUCAGGCACUUCAGGCUACAGUGGCACUAGUGGAGGAAACUCAGGAAACCAUCAGCAUCCACCAGAUUACACAACAAGUUAUGGAUCCUCUUCUACAGGCGGACUGACGGAGCAAGAGCAGUUAGAGGCGGCCAUCAGAAACAGUCUGAAUGACAGAGACCGAACCAGCCAGAGUGGAGCUCCUCCUCCCUAUGGUUUCCAUCUCUCCGAGGAGGCGAGAGCGGAGGAGAUCCGGUUAAGGAGACUGAGGAGGUUUGACAGCUGAAGAAAAAGGUGUAGGUGAAAGGACGGAAGAGGAGUUCCCUACUGACUCCUGGUCCAAACUCUGCUUCCCAGGCUGAGGAAGAGCACCCUGAAUGAGAAGGUCCAACCACACAGACUGGCACUUUUAACAGCUCUUUACCUGUGUGGUCCUUUGUGCCUCUUUACAUGAGUCUUUACCAAAGAGUUAAUGCUAGCUAUAGAAAGCUACUUUAAUGUGAAUUACUCGUGAAUGUGUGAGCUUCCGAUUGGGGAAUCUAGAGAAAAGUUAAGGGGUAUAUGUGAUGUUUCUCAUGUUGCUACACCACUUACAGUUAGGAAACCGAUAUUGGACAUCAUAUCAAAUGCCUUAAAGUUGUUUGUUAUGGCUGAAUUAUUAAUGACCACCAAACAUGUAAUGGGCAGUAUUACUUUCCUCAUGUCUCAAUACAUUUAUUUUUUUAAGAAAAGCAUAAAGUGACUUUAUUUUUAUUUUUUUAACAACCUUACCACCAUACUACUUUAAACUUUCUAAAAAGUCACCACUCAAGAGCGACACUGGCUUUAAGCAAAGUUACAAAAGCAGCGUCGAAGAAGUACAUUGCUGGCUUUGAUUCCCCUAAAGCCCUGAGGCAUGAUGGGAAGUAGGACAACUUAAAUUGGAGCCUGGAAACCCAGCGAGCCAUCAGCACACGUGGGUCUGAAAUCAUGCUGCAGUAGAUAGGAUCGAACUGUACGUCCCAGUCACUGACGUGUCAUCUCAAGUAGGAAAAAGGGGUGAAAAGGUUGCGUGUUAAAUAUCCAGGCUCGACGUCAAGCCAAUUUUAUUUAUAAAUACCCCAAUAUCACAUGUAUAACUGUUUUUUGAAUCGGACAGAUUUGACAGUUGGCGUAGUUUAGUUUUGCAUGCUGCCAAGGGGAGCAUGGAAGCUGAGUGGAGCACAGGGCCCUGAAAGAACAUGAAUGGGGGAGGCUGAAGAAUGAUGGAGGGGAUGACAGGAUGGGGAUAGGGAUGACAUACACCGCACGGUAGGUACUGCCACUGAGCAUGGGUGCACAUUAAAGGUGUUUCUUGUCAUGUUUGUUUUAUGUCUUUUUUUUUUUUUUCUGUUUUCUUGUACAUGUCAGGAAAGUUGUGUCACAGUUCGUCAUCUCGCAUCACACCGCGCCUGUUAAUGCAGUCGACUGAUUGGUUCUUUGUGUUUGUUUGGGUAGUUCAGCAGUUCACUGAUCAGACUAACUAAACUAUAUACACAUUGUUCUGUAAAAGGUGCUGUUUGCACUAAACAUAUAUGUAAUAUUUACAUGGGAAGACCAGCUAUAGGGAAACGAUGUCAGUCAAGGCCACAUGAAAUAAAAGUGGGGAAAAAGACA
Messenger RNA from Perca flavescens (yellow perch), 2667 nucleotides. RefSeq names its product rhomboid-related protein 4. NCBI's taxonomy places the organism in Eukaryota, Metazoa, Chordata, Actinopteri, Perciformes, Percidae. The record is from RefSeq and is a predicted model, not a curated record. Bases 347 to 1318 code for a protein of 323 amino acids. Gene Ontology annotation, molecular function: serine-type endopeptidase activity. Gene Ontology annotation, cellular component: membrane. The transcript is spliced from 8 exons.